Molecule: messenger RNA, 681 nt
Organism: Acinonyx jubatus (cheetah)
Lineage: Eukaryota; Metazoa; Chordata; Mammalia; Carnivora; Felidae
Gene: UXT
Product: ubiquitously expressed prefoldin like chaperone
Exons: 7
Coding region: 162-635 (157 amino acids)
Biological process (GO): negative regulation of transcription by RNA polymerase II
Molecular function (GO): transcription corepressor activity
Source: RefSeq, a predicted model, not a curated record
UCUCGCCUCUGCUUCGGCGGUUUUCAUCCCUUCAGAGCGGCCCCUCCCCACCUGGCUAUUUGGUUGGCCCUCGGCCUUAGCGUACGUCAUUCACCCGCGCCACCCGGAAGCCGCGGUUUAUAGCAACUGUUCUUAUUGCCGGCGGCUCUAAGGAGCCCAUCAUGGCGACGCCCCCUAAACGGCGGGCGCUGGAAUCCACAGGGGAGAAAGUGCUGCGCUAUGAGGCCUUCAUCUGCGACGUGCUGCAGCGGGACCUGCGAAAAGUCCUGGACCAUCGUGACAAGGUAUAUGAGCAGCUGGCCAAAUACCUUCAACUGAGAAAUGUCAUUGAGCGACUUCAGGAAGCUAAGCCCUCGGAGUUAUAUAUGCAGGUGGAUUUGGGCUGUAACUUCUUCGUUGACACAGUUGUCCCAGACACUUCACGAAUCUAUGUGGCCCUUGGAUAUGGUUUUUUCCUGGAGUUGACCCUGGCAGAAGCCCUCAAGUUCAUUGAUCGUAAGAGCAACCUCCUCACAGAGCUCAGCGACAGCCUCACCAAGGACUCCAUGAAUAUCAAGGCCCAUAUCCACAUGUUGCUAGAGGGGCUUAGAGAGCUGCAAGGCCUGCAGAAUUUCCCGGAGACACCUCACCAUUGACUUCUUCCCUGCCUCCCCAGACAUUAAAGAGCCUGAAUGCCUUUGA